AUGGGCAGCACGUCCAAAAGGCCUAAUUUCCUCGUCAUCGUUGCCGAUGAUCUGGGUUUCAGCGAUGUCUCUCCCUAUGGAGGAGAGAUUCAAACCCCGGUGCUUGAAAAGUUGGCGAACGAGGGAAUCCGGAUGACCAACUUCCACACUGCAUCUGCUUGCUCUCCGACUAGAUCUAUGCUGUUUUCCGGGACAGACAACCAUAUUGCUGGACUCGGGCAAAUGGCAGAAUUCAUGAGGUCGUUUGGCGACUACUUCAAAGACAAGCCGGGCUAUGAGGGAUAUCUGAACUGGCGUGUGGCAGCAUUGUCGGAGAUCUUGCAGGACUCUGGAUAUCACACGAUCAUGUCUGGAAAAUGGCACCUAGGAAUGACGAAAGAACUUUCACCUUACUCCAGAGGGUUCGACAAGAAUUUCUCCCUGCUCCCAGGGGCUAGCAAUCAUUACAACUAUGAGCCUCAACUAGACGACGGUGAAUUCCAAGCUCCAUGUUUGAAUACAAAUGGCUUUUGGAUGGAAGGCAGCGAGCAUCUGAACCGGUCGACUGAUCUUCCGACGGACUUUUAUUCGACUCGGACAUUCACCGACAAAAUGAUAGGGUUCCUCAAAGACCGCACAGCGGAAGAGUCGCAAAAGCCAUUCUUUGCUUAUUUGCCAUAUACGGCACCACACUGGCCUCUCCAAGCGCCCCGGGAAAUCAUUGAGAAAUACGCGGGGAUGUAUGAUGAUGGCCCUGAUGCCUUGACCCAGAAGCGACUUCGCCGUCUCAAGGACUUGGGUUUGGUAGGCGAGGAUGUUGAGCAUUCACCCCCCGUGGGAGUUCUUGACAAAGACUGGAAAGAGAUGUCGACUGAAGAAAAGAAAUUAUCGGCGCGUAAAAUGGAGGUCUUUGCGGCCAUGGUUGAGCUGCUCGAUGCCAAUAUUGGCCGAGUUAUCGACCAUCUCGAGUCAACGGGAGAGUUGGAAAACACCUUUGUCCUGUUCAUGUCGGACAAUGGGGCUGAAGGUGCGGCUUUGGAAGCUCUUCCACUCAUGGGCGGCGCACGAAUGAUGGGUGACAUCAUCACCAAAUACUACAAAAACACACUGGAAAACAUUGGCGAUCCAAACUCAUUUGUUUGGUAUGGUGCUCGCUGGGCUUGUGCCGCAACCGCCCCCUCCAGAGGCUUCAAGGGCUGGGUUACUGAAGGUGGCAUUCGUUGCCCCUGCGUGAUUCGAUAUCCGGCCUUUCAGGCCAAGCCUGGAGCCAUCACUACCUCUUUCACAACGGUGAUGGACAUCCUUCCCACAAUUCUAGAUUUGGCAGGAGUUGCCCAUCCAGGAACACACUUCCGGGGACGUGAAGUUGUUGUCCCGAGAGGCCAGUCCUGGGUCUCACACCUAGCUUCCGGUGAUUUGGAGAAGACAAGUGUUCACGAGGAGGAUGUGCACAUCCAUGGGUGGGAACUCUUCGGUCAGCGGGCGAUUCGUGAGGGGAAAUGGAAGGCUGUCUGGAUUGCGAAGCCCCGUGGCAACGAUGAAUGGGAGCUUUUUGAUGUUGAGUCGGACCCUUCCGAGUUAAACGACGUUUCAAAAAGCAGAUUAGACGUUCUUGACCGACUGAUCCAACAUUGGGAACAGUACUACGCGGAGACUGGGAUGGUGCAGACACCGGCUUUCCGCUCGGUGAAGAAGACGUGA
Messenger RNA from Penicillium salamii, 1680 nucleotides. The record is from the annotation of a GenBank genome assembly. NCBI's taxonomy places the organism in Eukaryota, Fungi, Ascomycota, Eurotiomycetes, Eurotiales, Aspergillaceae.